AUGCCUAUCACAGGAGUGUUCUUCAUACCCGCAAACCCAAAUGCGUCUACAGCCCUCGCGGCCGUUACAGAACGGCUGCACUCCGCCGUUGCAGAGGAAACUGUCGCAAUCGGCCGAUGGGCCUUGGAGCAUAAGUUGAUGAGGGAUACCCCCUCCUGCGUGCCUGGGUCAGGGCCCCAACGACCGGCUCAACCGCGCUACAUGCAAUUUCUGUCAUUAUCCUACUAUCCCAAUCACGGAUUCAUAUACACAUCACAGAGCCCCGAGAAGACAGGGCAAACUUCCGUCCCGAAUGCUGCUACUCCUCAACCUGGACUCACCCCUGCUUCGGGUUCAGCCACUCCAAGCAACACCGCCGCAGCGGAUGGUUCAGGCAUGGUCAUGACCACCGUGCCUCUGCCUUCUUCCGGAGCUCUCUUCAAACAUUUUGUCUACGCCUGCCAACCAUUCUGGUGCCAUCGACAUACAGUAGCUGUACCUGGAGGCAUGGUCUACGAUGUCGGCGAUUUCCGAGUACGUAUCGGGGACGUGCGGCAGACACAGCCCGCGGCCCGGGUCCGAGGCACAGUCGUGGAGAUAGAAUACAGGGGCCCGUCCCUGGUGACUUCUAUCUCGGCUCAAUACGUACAGUCUAAACGAGGGGUGAUUGGUGGGGCAACCGACGUUUCUGAUAAUGACCAUGAGUCGGGGAUCGACCUCGCGAUCUUCGGCAGUAUAGAAGACGCAGAUAUCGAUGCGGAGUACUUUGCAACCGCAGCGCUGAUCCGGGAGUUCUGGGCCAAGCUGCGGAUUGAGGGAGCGCGAGAAGCGAUCCUUGUACCGGACGUUGGCAGAGAGGUGAAAGAGCAGUUGAAGAAAUUGAAAUCGCAGGAGAAAAUAGGACAAACAGCACCAACGAAUGAGGGUCAUGCCCAACAGCAGGACGAUGACCCGGACCCGGAUGCAGGAACGGACCUAGCUAGACAGUUUAUGGAGAUUUUCAGGUUCAACAGAUGA
Molecule: messenger RNA, 996 nt
Organism: Aspergillus thermomutatus
Lineage: Eukaryota; Fungi; Ascomycota; Eurotiomycetes; Eurotiales; Aspergillaceae
Exons: 2
Coding region: 1-996 (331 amino acids)
Biological process (GO): regulation of transcription by RNA polymerase II
Cellular component (GO): mediator complex
Molecular function (GO): transcription coregulator activity
Source: RefSeq, a predicted model, not a curated record